Messenger RNA from Microthlaspi erraticum, 1680 nucleotides. Lineage: Eukaryota; Viridiplantae; Streptophyta; Magnoliopsida; Brassicales; Brassicaceae. The record is from the annotation of a GenBank genome assembly.
AUGAGGCCUUCUUCAUCUUCCUCGUCUGCUUCUCGUUCGUUUACGCUCUCCUCGGUGACAGUGGCGGUGGAUAAGGCCACGAGCGAGCUUCUGCUCACUCCUGAUUGGACGGUGACCAUCGCAAUCUGCGAUUCCGUCAAUUCUAAUCGAUGGCAAUGCAAAGACGCGAUCAAAGCUGUCAAGAGAAGAUUGCAGCACAAGAGCUCUAAAGUCCAAUUACUCACUCUAACGUUGUUGGAGGCGAUGCUCAAAAACUGUGGGGACUUUGUGCAUUCUCAUAUUGCGGAGAAACAUGUGCUUGAAGAUAUGGUUAAAAUUGUGAGGAAGAAGGGAAGUGAUUAUGAAGUAAGGAACAAAAUAUUGAUAUUGUUGGAUACUUGGAAUGAAGCAUUCAGUGGAGUUGCUCGCCAAUACCCUCAUUACAACUGGGCUUACCAAGAGCUUAUCCGUUGUGGGGUGAAGUUCCCACAACGUUCAAAAGAAGCACCAUUGAUGCUUGCCCCUCCUCCGUCAUCUUCAUCUUCUUCUUCUUCUUCUUCUUUGAAUUUUAUGUCCAUCGGUUCAACCAAAAGGCUCGACGAGACAAUGGCCACUGAAAUUGAGAGUCUAAGUUUAUCAGGUCUUGAAUCCAUGAGAAAUGUGAUGGAUCUCGUCAACGACAUGGUUCAAGCCCUUAACCCCUCUGAUAAAUCAGCAUUAAAAGAUGAGCUAAUAGCUGAUCUAGUAGAGCAGUGCAGAUCUAAUCAGAAGAAACUCAUCCAGAUGCUCACAACUACUGCGGACGAGGAUGUUAUGGCACGUGGGCUCGAGCUGAAUGACUCUUUGCAGGUAGUGCUGGCGAGGCACGAUGCCAUUGCCUCUGGUGUCUCUCUUCCGUUGUUGCAGGCCCCAGAAACAAGCUCUGCUGCUGCUGCUCUUGCCUCUGACUCUGACUCUUCUUCAUCUUCGAGCAGUGAAAGUGAAACAGAUGAGAGCGACCAACUUCAUUAUGACUUUAUGCAGUUAGCCAAAAGGCACACUCUGUUAAAUGCCGAAAACAGCGAUGAAGAAGAAGAAACAUUGCUUCUAGGGAACAACAAGGAAAAGGCAGCAGAAACAGAAGCCAAGACGCAGUGCAAAGAUAUAGCUUUAAUCGACACAGCGACCACCAAGUCAGAGCAGGACAUUAUUGACCUUCUAAGCCUAACUCUGUCCACAACAGCAGAUCUGCCCUCUUCCCAAACUCAAACUCAAACGCAAACGGAGCCUCUAUCAAACAUGGAUCACAACACAUCGUUUUUCGGCGAAGAUCAUAUUCUUAUGAACAGCUAUGUUGUCCCCUGGGCACAAUCUCAGGCAGAAGCGCAAGUCCCAACAAUGGCUCAGUUUGGUCCAUCGAUACCUCAGUUUCAGCAGCAGCAGCAGUUUCCUUACGGUUAUCCUCAGACACAAUGGAGCGGUGGUCAAGCAAACAGUAAUGAGAGAACAACAUAUUGGGGCCAAGGAGGCAGUGAGAAUAAGGUGAUUGAGAGAAACUUACAAUACUCAAACUCCUUCCCGGCGAGAGUGGCUGGGCCAUCCGCUGCUGGUGUUGCUGCGGUGGAUGGGCAGCCGCAGACGUCGUACGUUCCUCCAUACAAACUGUUUGAAGAGCUCAACGUCUUCUGGAACGCAGAUGGAGGCGUUAGGAGUAGCAAAUGA